Messenger RNA from Orbicella faveolata, 5022 nucleotides. RefSeq lists its product as uncharacterized. Gene Ontology annotation, biological process: carbohydrate biosynthetic process. NCBI's taxonomy places the organism in Eukaryota, Metazoa, Cnidaria, Anthozoa, Scleractinia, Merulinidae. The record is from RefSeq and is a predicted model, not a curated record. Gene Ontology annotation, molecular function: sulfotransferase activity. Gene Ontology annotation, cellular component: membrane.
ACGUUUUCGUGACGGAUUAGUGUGGACGGCAGGUCUAAUUACCGUAGAAAUAAAGCUGCGUUUUCAAAUUUCUCGGUUGUAGUGUGGGCGGGGCUUAAAACAUACGUUGUCACAAGCAACACCAUUCUUUGGAACACCGUGACUAUUGAUCCAACGGUAGCUGUUAAAGGUUGACGUCGAUCUUGAGUUCCCCAUAGUUACUGUAGAAAUCGUUCACCCUGCAUAGUAACGAAGUUAAUCAGUGAUAUUGGACAAUGCGUUUUGUUUGUACAUAUUCUUGUUUAAACCGGUUUGAUCACGUGCGUUUUGUAAUAAUAUCCUGCUUUCAGUAGCUUUUUUCUUCUUGGCUUUGAUGCUUUUCGAUCGAGCGAGAUCCUUUAAUAUGAUGUACGAGUGAUUCCUACGAAUAAACAAGUUUAACGGUACGAGUUUCGAAUAAGAUUAUUAUAGUCACUUGCAUAAAUGUACUCACAAAGUAAACCAGCUCAUUAUCUUGAAAGAAAUGCACAUCUAUGCUCAAGUCUCGAGUCGAAAAUAGCCGUUUCAUAAAAAAAAAGCUUUGCGUACAAUUUUGCGUACAGUAUAUAUUCAACUCUGUGCUUUGUAAUUUAAACUGAAGAUGACGAAGAUUCUGUUGAAACAUGUUUUUAAAAAACGUUGUCUUGUUUCUUAUCAUUUUGUUUGCUAGUUAUGACUUACUCCUGUGAAACUAAAUAUAUCGUGGACUUGCAGCAGGUAAGAAAUGUUAAGAAGUAGACAAAGAGUCUUUUUCGAUCUUACUGUUCACAGAAUUGUUACAUAGACUGAUCUCAUGAACUCCUAUUCAUGUUGUAGCGAAGCUACAAUAGACCGUAGGAUUUCGUGACCAGGGUCGAAUGACACACAUGUUUAUGAUUGCAAGGUUUUUUUGCAUACACAGUCAAGUAUUGUUGUUUCUUACCGGAUUUCCUGCGGUUAGACCGCAACAGAGGCUGGGAUAGCGCCUCUUUGUUUUGUUCUGUGUAGCCCUUUGUGUUCAUAGGUAAUGUAAGGAGAGUUGAAAAUAAAACCUUGUGUUGUGAAGAACUUAGUCUGUUUACGUUCGUGCGUCUAUUUGCCUUGACCCUUGGCGACGUUACAAUAUGUUAUAAUUUUAUUGCAGUAGUUUUCCUUUGAAUGUCACGCGCCCUUUUAACAAUCGGCCUUUCAGAAUUUUCAUAAAUUCAUGAAUUGCGUACUUGAAGAAUAACGCAAUAAUCUUUUCCCUCAUGUCACGUCGUCAUAUAACCCUUCAGUGUGUUACCCCAAUUCCAAGUUCUUUGGCAAUUUUUGACUUACGUGUAAAUCAAGACAGAAAAGAAAAAAAUAUAUCGAGAAAUAGCGACGACGAUUCUAUACGAUUUUAAGGUUUUAUUUGUGUUGGCUUUAUAGCGCAAGGGAUCAGAGGCUUUCGUGACAUUAUUGUCUACUCAAAGGAUGCGUCUUUCUCUCGCGUGAUAGUCUGAGUUCGACAAUGGCGCUUUUUCGAAGAGUUCAUAGAAUGUUCCGACGCCGCCUAUGUCUGCUGUUCAUGUUAGUUUGGAUAGCCACUGUUUUUCUGUGCGGACUAGAACUUAUGAAAUUCAAAACAACGCUGAAAAGACCAGGUUUAUCUAGUCGAAGCAAAACGAGUAAACAUUAUCAAUUGAUAAGCAGACGACAGCAUCAGCGACAUCACGUUGAUAAGGAUUCAAGAUUUUUCUUCUUGUCUGAUGGCUUCAGAAAAGAUCAUGGCAAGUUAAUGAUAGGUAAAGAUGAAGACGGCGUUUUGGACAAACGGAUUGGAAGUGACGAUGGAGUACCAAUGGAGGCGACAAAAGCAAACGAACAGAACAGUGAUGGCGAUGAGAAUCUUGAAGAAUAUGAAGAGGAAUUGGAUCCGGCAGGCAUAAAAAAUACGGAAAUUAACAUAGACUCGGCAAAUAGUAAAGAAGACCACGAAAAAGAUGAAGGAGGAUUAGAAACGAAAGUGCAGGAAGAACUAGAACAGGACCAUAGACAGGAAGAAUUUGUAGCAGAAGAAACAACAUAUGGCGAAGAACAAGAGGAAGAGGAAUUCGAAAAGGAAGGAGAGGAAGAGAUUAACGGAAACAAGCAAGGAGGAGGAAAACAACCGAAACAACGAGUGGAACAGAAGGAAGAUAAGGAAGAAAAAAUACAGCAAGAACAGAAUUAUGAAGCAAACGUGAUGGACGUACAAGAUGAAAAGUACAAAAAAGGAAAUGCCGAAACUAACGAGGAAAAUGAUUAUUUUCCUCAACACAAAUAUAAAGAAGAUGAAGAAGAGGAUCCUGAUAAAGGAAUCGGCGAACGGGAGGAACAAGAAGAACAAGUACCAAGUACAACACAAGAGGAACGAAAUCAAAAUGAUGAGCAAGGCAAACAGCAUGGGCAAGAUGAAUCAGAAGGUUUAGAAGAACAAGAUGAUUAUGAAGAAGAGAAUUAUCGUAAGUUAGUUAACCAAAGUGAAGGGUUAAAGAACGAGCAAAGACCAGACAAACAGAAGGAAGAAAUAGUGGUAACACAAAAGUACAAAGAAUCAAUGAAACAUGACGACAACAAAGAAGCCUCAAUUUCUAAGACGCAGUCAUUCAAGAUGGCGGACGAAGGAGUGCCAUCAAACAAAACGAAGCGAAACGAAGAUUUGACGGAAGAAGAUGAAGACGAGGAAACUAAAGGCAAGUCUAGCAAUGAACAUGACGAUGUGACGCUGCAAGAUGAGGGCGAGGAAAAUAAAGGCAAGUCCAGCCAUGAACAGACGGAAAGAUUUGGUGCGUCACUAGAAACAGUGAUUAAACCUGCAAGUGUGAUAAAUGAGAGCAAGGCAAAUGAUCAGAGUUCAGUUGCUCAAGACGUUAAAGACUCCGUUUAUCUACCGCCUCUUAAAAAGGUUGAGGAAAGGGUUGAACUGCAAACAGACAGAACCGAAGGUGACGUCAAAUUGAAGGCAAAUGGUUAUUCAACAAAGGUGAGCGAAAUGGUUGAAGAUAAAACCACAAUGAACAGAGAAGCAGGGCAAGAAAACAAUGCAACAAAGUCAACAGAAUUGGUUAAACAAGGGCCAGGUGAAACAGAAAAGAAUUCACAAUCCGACGGGAAGGGUUUGCAAGGAUACAAAACAACUAAAGAGAGUGUCGAGAAUGAGCGAAACAAAGAAAGGUGGGAUGAAAUACACAAGUAUGGAACUUCUGUAACAGAAAAUAAAGAAACUGUUGAACAAGCUAAUGAUGACGAACAAAGUACAGCUAAUGAAAAUGGAAGGGCUAGAAUUAGUGAACGGAUCGAGCCGGAAGAUGAACAUAGUAAGAGCGACACGAAAAACCAAGAAGACAAAUUGAAUGAAGAGGGACAGAAGCAAAUCUAUGAGGGUAAAACAAAAAGACAUGAUCAAGGAAAUGAAGACAAGCAUAAAGUGAAAAAUGAGAGUGAAAGAAGCGAUGGAACUGAAAAUGGAAAAGGGGUUAAAGAAAACAAGGCCAACCAAGAAGAGCAGGAAGCGGGCGAGGAAAACCAUGCUACCGAAAAACGUCACCGAGAAGAUGUAGAAAGAUACCAGGCGGAAGAACGACCAUCUUCGAGGAGAACUUCAUUGCCCUGGGCAGGACAGCCAGUAGUCUCAACAAAAGAGGACGGCCGCGACCAUCAGCAGCACGACAAGGAAACUGGUCACGAACAAGAUUCUUUUGAAAGCAAUAAAACGAAUUCCAGGGAAAGGAACGUUCGUUUAGCUCAACCAACCACAAAGCCUACAAUGUCUGAAGAGCUUUUACUGAGACGGCAAGAUGAGCGAAAACACACAAUAAACACAUUCUGUCGGAAUCAAAAAUUUACUAGUCUACCUAACAGAAUGACUCUAAAACAUCUGGUUGUUAUUGACCAAGCUGAAAUAAUUUACUGUGCAAUCCCCAAAGUUGCAAGCACCGAAUGGAGGGAAGCUUUGUCGGUUGAACUGGGCCAUGGUAGAAUUCAAGGGAAAAAUGCGCAAAACAGAACCUUGUGGAAACAUCUUAAUGAAUAUUCCACUCAGAAUAUAACUGAGAAACUAAAGAAGUUCCACAAAUUUCUAUUUGUCCGGGAACCAUUUGCGAGGCUGCUAUCCGCUUACAAGAGUAAAUUUUUGGCUGGCAACGAGUAUUAUUUGAAGACCUUUGGUCGGAAAAUUAUUCAAGACUUCAGAAAGAAUGCUACGGAGCACGCGAAAAAUACCGGUGAUGACGUCACGUUUCUGGAGUUCCUAAAGUAUAUUGCCGUAACGCGAUUUUACGAUGAGCAUUGGCGCCCUUAUGAUGACAUCUGCCACAUGUGCAGCGUUAAUUACGACUUCAUUGGUCAUUUGGAAACUAUUGAAGAGGACGCGCCGUUUUUUCUUAAAGAACUGGGUAUCGACGACUAUGUAACUUUCAAGUCAAGCCGCCGUUCACAUACCUCACCUGAGUUGCUGAAGCAUUAUUCACAGAUUCCCGCGACAUAUAUCAAGAGGCUGGGGAGAAUUUACUUCAAGGACUUUAAAAUGUUUGGAUAUCCCUUUCCCGGACCUUUAAAAUCGAUCGUUGAGGAUUCAACUUGAGAAUCCUUUUCUUUAAAAGCGCUAGAAUAGAGAAAUAAACACUUUUUAUAUCAUCAUAUAUACAGAGAGAAUUAGGGGUAAGAGAGAAAGCUUAUCCACUGUAGAGGGUUUGUUCCUAAGUUUGGUCCCCCUCCAGUUAUUAGGCACCUUAAGCAACAGACGUCGCCGGCCUGACGACGGCAACCGGAAACGUGACAUUUCUUUCGAGACGUCACUGCGCAUGUACAACACGUUGUGACCCGACGUUACCCUGAGGUCGAGAACGUGAGAACGUGGGGUUUCACGUCGCGACGAAAACGUGAGUACUUAAUCUUUUGUUUUGAUCCCUUUAGCUUACUUUUGUGCUAGUUUGGUGCCGAACCAAGGUAAAGUUGCAUAAUGAUUGCCUUUAUGCUUAAAACAAUGUUCUGGAAGUAUUCCUGGACUCAUUUUUUCUU